AUGGAUAUCGAACUAGUAGAGAAGUAGAAUUCUCAAAGUGAGAUAUCAAAAAGAGCAAUAUCUCAAUAUGAAGAAUUCGAUGAAUAUGAUUCAAAGACAAUAUUUUGGGUCUGUUUACUAAUAAAAGUCUUACUUAUUUUUAAAUGCUGUGCAAUUUCUAAAAAACAAUGUGAAAAGUGUUUAAUAGAGGAUAAAUCAGAAACAUCUCUAAUUUUUGGUAAUUCAAGUUAUUUAUUAUAUCAAUCAAUUUAGAUUAAUAACUGGGAUACCAAUUAUUUCAUUGAUGUUUCCGCAUACAAUUGUCAUUAGUAAACUAUUUAAUCAUUUGCUUGGGAGGUUUCUGUAUUUCUUGUACUUUUAAUUAAUAUUGAGGAUAUUUUUUAUUCUGUCAGAAAAAGAUUGGAAUCAUUUGAUGUAUCCAUGUGUAAUUUACUUGAUUGUGUGGUUGAUUGGAAAUAAGGUUGA
This is a messenger RNA of Paramecium tetraurelia, 465 nucleotides long. RefSeq lists its product as uncharacterized. The record is from RefSeq and is a predicted model, not a curated record. The transcript is spliced from 3 exons. NCBI's taxonomy places the organism in Eukaryota, Ciliophora, Oligohymenophorea, Peniculida, Parameciidae.